Molecule: messenger RNA, 1160 nt
Organism: Westerdykella ornata
Lineage: Eukaryota; Fungi; Ascomycota; Dothideomycetes; Pleosporales; Sporormiaceae
Product: cytochrome c and c1 heme-lyase
Exons: 2
Coding region: 60-830 (256 amino acids)
Biological process (GO): cytochrome c-heme linkage
Cellular component (GO): mitochondrion
Molecular function (GO): holocytochrome-c synthase activity
Source: RefSeq, a predicted model, not a curated record
GCCAUCGGACGUCCACUAUUGCAAUCACUGUAGGACAGAAAAAGAAUACUUCAGACAGUAUGCCACCACCGGACUCGGACCCCGCGGCCGCCUGCCCUGUCGACCACAAAACGCGCGAAGCCUGGCUAAAGCAUGCUCAAAAGGCGCAACCCACAGCCAAUGCCGCCGCAGCAUCAGCGCCAGCAGCACCUUCACCCCUCCAAGCCGAGGGUUGCCAUUCCUCAAACAUAGACCAGAGCCCCUCAAUCCCCCCCAGAAUCCCCUCCUCCUCCCGGUCAGGCCUCAGCACCGACCGCGAAGUCUCCACAAUACCGCGCGCACUAGACCACAUCCCGAGCAACGCGCCGCCAAACAAUGAACAAGACACAGGCGCGGAUAAGAAAACGGGGAACUGGAUCUAUCCGUCCGAGGAGAUGUUCUUCAAUGCCAUGAAGCGGAAGAGUUAUAAUCCCAAUGAGAGGGACAUGCAGACAAUUGUGCCGAUACACAAUGCGGUGAAUGAGCGGGCGUGGAAGGAGAUCAAGGAGUGGGAGAAGGGGAGGGGGGCCGAAGCUUGCGGCGGCCCUCGGUUAGCGUCGUUUUCGGGUCUUGCGACGUCGCUCACACCUCGCGCAAGGUGGAAUACCCUUCUGGGCUACCAGCCACCAUUCGAUCGGCACGACUGGGUCGUGGAUCGCUGCGGUAAGAAGGUCGAAUAUGUCAUUGACUUUUACGCAGGGAAGGAUGAAAAGAAGGCGGGCAAGGAGUUGAGCUUCUACCUUGAUGUGCGGCCCAAGCUGAAUAGUUGGGAGGGCAUCAAGACGAGGAUAUUACGAUUCGUGGGACUAUGAGGCCACGAUUAAUGUUUGUAAAAGAGAGUGUAAGAGUAUGUCCUGUUGUAAAGGUAUAAUAUGAACAAUUAGGCUCAGCUACCGCUAUGCAAACCAGACACCGCGGUCCAGAACCCGAGGAUAUCAGGCCUAAAUCAGUGCCAACUCCAGUGCAACGCCCAUAACAUCUAAGACAAUGCAGACCACGAUUCCGAUCGAACAGAAAAACUGAGAACUAGUCCAAGACAACCGCCAGGAUGAUGAUGGUCAAGACGAUAGUCAGUAUAAUCAACAGAAUGCAGGCCUUGCUGCGAGCAUUCUUCUGGUAUCUGUUCGCCUGUACAAGGUUCU